This is a messenger RNA of Aspergillus viridinutans, 1641 nucleotides long. Its product is annotated as RNA polymerase III-inhibiting protein MAF1. Gene Ontology annotation, cellular component: nucleus; AP-1 adaptor complex. The coding region runs from base 1 to 1641 and encodes 546 amino acids. Gene Ontology annotation, molecular function: clathrin-cargo adaptor activity; RNA polymerase III core binding. The transcript is spliced from 6 exons. NCBI's taxonomy places the organism in Eukaryota, Fungi, Ascomycota, Eurotiomycetes, Eurotiales, Aspergillaceae. The record is from RefSeq and is a predicted model, not a curated record. Gene Ontology annotation, biological process: vesicle-mediated transport; negative regulation of transcription by RNA polymerase III.
AUGGCAAUUCAUUACCUGAUCCUGUUGUCGCGGCAGGGCAAAGUGCGUCUUGCCAAAUGGUUUACGACACUCUCGCCCAGGGAGAAGGCCAAGAUUAUCAAAGAUGUGACUCAGCUCGUCCUGUCCCGUCGGACUCGGAUGUGCAAUUUCCUGGAGUACAAAGACACCAAGGUCGUCUACCGCCGUUAUGCCUCCCUCUUCUUCAUCGCCGGUUGCGCUUCCACCGAUAACGAGCUGAUUACCCUCGAAAUCGUGCAUCGAUAUGUCGAGCAGAUGGACAAGUAUUACGGCAACGUUUGCGAGCUCGACAUCAUCUUCAACUUUCAAAAGGCGUACUUCAUCCUCGAUGAGCUUCUGCUUGCGGGCGAGAUGCAGGAGAGCAGCAAGAAGAACGUGCUCAGAUGUAUAAGUCAGCAGGAUAGUCUGGAAGAUAUGGAGCGGUCAGUCCACCACGACAACUAUCUCGACCUCAUCCGCGCAGAUAUCCUCUAUCGCGUCGAAUCAACCUCUUUCUGUUGUCUUCUGCCGAACCAGAAGUGGCGCAUUGAUAUCUGGCUCUUGCUUCAAUACUCCCAGCAGCCCGUCGCUACUUAUCUCCUCACAGACAGCACUUCACGGCAUAAUUUGACAAAGAUGAAGUAUCUUCCUAUCCCCGAGCUCGAAGACGUCGCGAAUUCACUUAACUUCGAUACCGACGAUUGUCACAUUGUGGGUGGAUGCGACCUGUAUACGACAAAGGCUGCUCGCGCCGACCGGAAACUGUACAAGAACAUUGAACAAUCACUGGAAGCCCAAUAUGAAUCAGUCCUUCGCCUAUCUGCUUCGCUUUCACCUCCCAAUGCAUCCGAUGCGGCUGCUUCACUCAAUUUGUCGCGUUCGAGUCCUUUUGGUCCCCUGAGCGACCACUCCAGUCGCCGAACUUUUGCCUACCUGAUCGCAACACUCAAUGCCAGCCAUCCCGACUAUGACUUUUCCCACGUUUUGCGCCCUUCAGAUUUUCGUCGCGAGAGAAGCCUGAAGAGGGUCAUGAACUCGGUGGACUCAACUCUGUUUAACCUGCGACCUCGCGAGUCGAUUGACAUGUCUCCCCCGUCUCCAGCGACGAUAUCUGGAUCAUACAACAGCGGAGCAUCUCAUAUUUGGGGCCCGAGAAUGUGGAGAACAAUUGAUGAACAUAUGUCACUGAAGGAGUGCUCAUACUAUUCGUACUCGCCCGACGAAGACCCAUCGGACGCAGAUGACGGUGCGAUCUGGAGUUUGCACUACUUCUUCUUCAACCGCCUUCGGAAACGUGUCUGCUACCUCUACAUUCGAGCGAUCCCCAUUCUCAGUCACACACCCGAAGAGGGCGAUGGACUUCCCACCACACCCACCGGCAAGCGAACGUUUGAAGAUGUUGAUGUAUCCCGGUACAUGUCGCCUGAUCUGGUGGGUUCAAGCAAGCGAGCUCGUUACUGGCUUGGGAAUCGCGCGAAACUCGAGAUCGAGAGCGAGGAGGAGGGCUCAUCCCCGCCAACACGCCCAGUCGUUGAUGAAUACGACAACUACGUGCUCAGCGACGAGGAGUUCCGAUCGAGAUCAGGUAGUAAGGGAACAGUUCGCGCCAUGAGCGAGGAGAUUGCCGACCAAAUGGAAGUCUAA